CCUAUCUACAAGUGAAACUUUAUUUAUUGUAUCGAUAAAAACCCGCAUUUUUUGCACAGCUCUAUUUUUGUGAAUGAAUUCUGACAUUACAACGUUUUAUGUGGCGAUGGAGCGUGGAGGCGUUUUUAUUUUUAUACUUCUUAUUACUUCUGUGCUAAGUUACACAACAUCAAAAGAUUAUUCGAGCGAGGAAAAUGAACGUUUCAACGAACUAAGUAUCCAGGAUGAUGAAACAGAAGUGCUUUCAAACUAUGAAGUUACAGAAAUAGUUAUUGAUGUACCAAAUAAUGCAACUUUGGGACCUAUUAUAGCAAAUUACACGAUUGCUAGGCCCCUUAAUCUCGCUGCUACACCUGUACCUGCUACACAGACCACAGAAUCUGUUACAAAAACAACAACCAAUGUUGAAAAUAAAACACAGAAGAGCUACAUAAGCAUUUUUCACAUAAAAGCUGAGUUUGACAAAAAUGGCAGAGAAAAUAACAAAGUGAAUGUCACGGAUACUUCAGGCUUCAAAGAUUAUAUAAUUGGCUUAAGAAAGGGUAUUGUGGAUGGUUUUAACAGUUUCUUUGCGAGGCCGAUUUUAUUCUUGAAAAAUUUAAGGCACAAGGGAUAUGAUAUAAGUAAUAGACUACCAAAAAUAAAUUCAGACUAUUGACUCUUGGACAGUAUUAUAAUCGACGCUUUUUUGAAUUUUAAAAGAUAAAUCCCAAUGAGCAAAGAAUCAAAAACAAUAAUGAUCUAGAGAUUACUGGACUUUUAUCAAUCAUAACCUGAUUGUUUGUGUUUCCUUCACUCUCAUGUGUAAUAACUUGAGAGGGAAAGAGACAAAACAUCGUGGAAAUUAUUUCAAGAACAAAUUAAUUUUAUGAGUAAUAGGGAUACGAAACAAUGAUAAUUAUAAAACUACGCUAGCUACUUUUUAAACAAAAUUAAUAAGAAAUGCAUUCAGGUAUUAAAGAUUUCAAUGAUAGUUUUUAAAAAUGAUAUUUGAUUUAUGUAGGUUAAGUAUCAUAGUUGUAUUUAAUCGACAAUUAAGGCUAAUGAGGAUUAAAUUGUGACUAUGUUUCGCGUGUAUGAUGAUUGGUUCUAUUUUAUAUGUAUACUUGCAUUCUGAUACGGGCUAUAACUGGAAAAGCGAAAGGCAGAUCAGGUGACCUGCUGGAUAUACCUGACGACUUGACUCUCCAUCAAGCUGAAUACCGGGAGGUCACGGUCCUCAACUAUGAGAGACCGAUUGUGGAGGACUGGCCUUCUGCUCCUGGCUGUGCCCAAGUUGUCAAAGGAAAAGAAAAGCUAUACCAGGGUUUUACCGCAUAAUUCCUAUCCCCAUAGGAAUUCCGGGAUAAAAACUAUCCUAUGUCCUUA
Molecule: messenger RNA, 1368 nt
Organism: Zerene cesonia (dogface butterfly)
Lineage: Eukaryota; Metazoa; Arthropoda; Insecta; Lepidoptera; Pieridae
Exons: 2
Coding region: 74-658 (194 amino acids)
Source: RefSeq, a predicted model, not a curated record